AUGAAAACUUCAGUUUUGAGUUUGUUGACUAUUGCUGCUGCUGCUUUAGCGGCUCCUGCAUCUCACCAACAUCAUCAACACCACCAACACCAAAAGAGAGCUGUUGUUACUCAAAUUGUUUAUGUUGACUCUAAAGGUAACACUCUUUCCGGUCCAUCUGCUUCAGCUCACCCAGUACUUGCUGAAAUUUCAACUUCAGCUACUAUUCAAGCCCCAGCUGCCGAAACUACCCAAGAUGAAGCAAAAACCACUUCUUCUUCUUCAUCAUCAGUUGAAGAAUCAACCUCAACUGAUGCUCCAGCUUCAUCUGAAACUCCUUCAUCAGGACAAGGUUCAAUUGCCGGUGACUUAUCUGCCUUUGCCGAUCCAUCUGAAAAAUUCCAAGACGGUGUUUACUCAUGUGAUUCCGUUCCAGUUGGUCAAGGUGUUAUCGCUGUUGAUUGGAUUUCAGGUUUAGAGGGAGGUUGGACCACGGUUAUGAAUGAGAAAGGUGAUACUUCAUCAAACUGUAAAGAUGGCUACUACUGCUCAUACGCUUGUCAAGCUGGUAUGUCCAAAACUCAAUGGCCAUCUAAUCAACCAGACAGUGGUAUUUCCGUUGGUGGUUUAUACUGUAAGAAUGGAAAAUUGUAUAGAUCCAACCCCAACGAAGACUACUUGUGUGCAUGGGGAGCAAACAAUGUUGAGUUUGACUCUCAAAUUUCCAAAGAUGUUGCCAUUUGCAGAACUGAUUAUCCAGGUUCUGAAAAUAUGAACAUUCCAACCUUGUUAUCUGCUGGUGGUGAUGCUCCUGUUUCAGUUGUUGAUAGCGACAAUUACUACACUUGGAAGGGAGGUAAAACUUCUACCCAAUACUAUGUUAACAAUGCUGGUGUAUCUAUUGAAGAUGGAUGCAUUUGGGGUACUGCAAGUUCCGGUGUUGGUAAUUGGGCUCCAGUUGUUUUGGGUGCUGGAACCACUGGAGGAAAAACUUACUUGUCAUUGAUUCCAAAUCCUAACAAUAAGGAAAAACCAAAUUACAACGUCAAGAUUGUUGGUGAUGAUGUUAAUGGUGCUUGUAAGUACGAAAAUGGCCAAUACAACGGUAGUGGCUCUGAUGGAUGUACAGUUACUGUCAACUCAGGUAAAGCCAAAUUUGUCUUUUAUUAA
Lodderomyces oxycetoniae is the source of this 1149-nucleotide messenger RNA. RefSeq names its product SUN family protein (gene SIM1). The coding region runs from base 1 to 1149 and encodes 382 amino acids. Gene Ontology annotation, cellular component: cell surface; fungal-type cell wall. Lineage: Eukaryota; Fungi; Ascomycota; Pichiomycetes; Serinales; Debaryomycetaceae. The record is from RefSeq and is a predicted model, not a curated record. The transcript has a single exon. Gene Ontology annotation, biological process: fungal-type cell wall organization.